AGUGAUGUCUAUGACGGAGUUACUAUUCAAGGCAUCAGGCCUCCAGCUCAAUGUGAUGGUGGCUUCAAUAAGGCGUCCCGGGGAAAGACAUGCUCAACAAAAGCCUCAUUGCCAUAUUCACCGCUACUGCAACGUCAGGGAAUGAAGCGUGGAAGACAAAGAUAUAUAAGUAGCACCACCACCUCCCCUUCUCUGCUCCUCAUCCACUCAACAAGUCUCAAUUCCUCUACUCCUCAUUUCACUCACAAACAACUCAUCCAUCAACCAACACCACAACCAACGAAGCUCAUCUUCAACCACCAUCCCAUCACAAUGAAGUCCUUCGCCUCCGCUCUCCCUCUCCUCGCCCUCCUCUCCUCGGCUCUGGCGGCACCCGUCGAUGCUGCUGCCGACGCUACCUCCGUCUCCGUCUCCUACGACACUGCCUACGAUGUCUCCACCACUUCCCUAGACACCGUCUCCUGCUCUGACGGCACCUACGGCCUGGUGUCCAAGUGGCCUACCUUCGGUUCCAUCCCCAGCUUCCCCUAUAUCGGAGGCUCCCCCACCAUUGCUGGCUGGGAUGACCCCAACUGCGGCAAGUGCUACGAGCUCGACUACGCCGGCAACGUGAUCUACAUCACUGCCAUCGACGCCGCUCCCGGUGGCUUCAACAUCGGUCUGACUGCCAUGAACGCCCUGACCGGUGGCGAGGCUGAAGACCUGGGCCGUGUCACUGCCACUUACACUCUCGUCGACUCGUCUCUGUGCGCCUCAGCCAUCUAAUGAAGUGGGAGACAUCAUUGGCCCGUCCAACACGGGAUACAUGAAGGAACGAUCUGGGAUUUCGGGGUUCUUGUGCAUUUCUGCGUCUGCUUAUCGAUUAAUUGUUAAUGUCAUGGCAUGAGACACACAUCAUAGAUGGAUCUCUAGUCUCGUGUCUAUUGUACAUGUGUACAUGUCUAUCUGCAUAUAGUAAUCAUAUCGUAUCACAUCAUGCCAAAACCUCCAGCAUCUCCUCCACACGACCAAACUUAUCGCGAACCUUGCCCUUCUCA
This is a messenger RNA of Aspergillus heteromorphus CBS 117.55, 1037 nucleotides long. It is a transcript of the gene aspf13, whose product is annotated as allergenic cerato-platanin Asp F13. The record is from RefSeq and is a predicted model, not a curated record. NCBI's taxonomy places the organism in Eukaryota, Fungi, Ascomycota, Eurotiomycetes, Eurotiales, Aspergillaceae. The coding region runs from base 142 to 765 and encodes 207 amino acids. The transcript has 2 exons.